GUUAUUCCUACCUCACUUUAUCUUACCUUACCUUACCUUAUGCUAGACUGCCGCCGAAUCCGCGGAUGCAUCCCCGGAAGAGCCCUGCAAGCCCAUCGCUGUCAGCACAUUCCCAGGCCACUUUCAGCCGUUGACGAACCGAUGGACGGGACGUCAAUCUGCAAUCUCCAUCCACGCAACCACGCAACUACCACCAAACAAUCGCAACACCCGUCGCUCAUACUUGCUUUUUUCUUCUUCAUGGUCGCCGUCCGCUCCCUCCCCCACGUCCACCAACUUCUCCCCCAAAGGCCUUGUUCUCCGGGCUAGGUGAGCUCCAUCCAGCUAGGUAUUGCUCAGUAAUCAGCUACCGCAUGUUUGGUUACGCAUAGGUACACAGAUCCUGACAACCAAGUCGCGCAGCGAGCGAGCAUCGUGAGGAAGCCCUACACCCCUAAGGGAUUCUAGACCUUGCCAAGUUGCCCCAACUUCCAAGUCCACAAUACCAUCUCAACAUCAAUCAUACUUGACUUGGACGUUCGUGGCAGGGCUUGUAGCGACCUGCAGCUCUUUCAACGAUAGUCUUCCCAAACAGGCCUCAACCAAAGUUGAUUAGUGAUUCCACGCAGGUGUCAGCAAGUCGCUUUUGGGCCUAGGGGUUUUGUGACAAACCCCCGUACAUACAUACAACCCCGACCUCCUACUAUCCCAUCACCCAUUGUCAGUCAUGGUGUCAAUUUUUUUUUUUUUUUUUUUUUU
Molecule: messenger RNA, 738 nt
Organism: Colletotrichum godetiae
Lineage: Eukaryota; Fungi; Ascomycota; Sordariomycetes; Glomerellales; Glomerellaceae
Exons: 1
Coding region: 40-309 (89 amino acids)
Source: RefSeq, a predicted model, not a curated record